Molecule: messenger RNA, 1043 nt
Organism: Momordica charantia (bitter melon)
Lineage: Eukaryota; Viridiplantae; Streptophyta; Magnoliopsida; Cucurbitales; Cucurbitaceae
Product: appr-1-p processing enzyme family protein
Source: RefSeq, a predicted model, not a curated record
CGAAAAUAGAAUUUGUACUUUUUCUUUUAAUAUUUUCAGAUAUAUGUUCAGCGUCAUAUUUGAAAAUUGAAUGAAUGGCUUGUUUGAAAAUUGCAGGUUCGCUGUUCAGCAGAGUAUCACAACCAAAAUCCCUCACCUUCUCUCCAAAUUUCUCGUCUUCUUCUCAUUUCCAGCGAUCAAGAGCAAGAAUUUUGGCCGCCUCAAUGUCGAAUGGAGCGGGCAAUGGAGUGGUUCGCUUCAAAAUCUCUCCCUCAACCGAUUUCGUUAUUCAGAAGGGGGAUAUCACGCACUGGUUCAUCGACGGUUCCUCUGAUGCCAUUGUUAAUCCAGCAAAUGAAGUAAUGCUUGGAGGUGGUGGUGCUGAUGGAGCCAUACACAAUGCUGCUGGUCCAGAUCUCGUACAAGCAUGCUAUGCUGUCCCAGAAGUCCAGCCUGGAAUCCGUUGUCCAACUGGAGAAGCAAGGAUUACUCCAGGUUUUGGGUUGCCCGCAUCUCAUGUUAUACAUACUGUUGGACCCAUCUAUUACAAGAGUAGUAACCCCCAGGCUUUACUGAGAAGUGCAUAUAGAAAUUCCUUGGCUGUGGCAAAGGAGAAUAACAUUCAAUAUAUUGCCUUUCCUGCCAUAUCCUGUGGUGUGUUUAGAUAUCCUUAUGAUGAAGCUGCCACAAUAGCCAUAUCUACCAUUAAAGAGUUCUCCAGGGCCUUGAAAGAGGUGCACUUUGUUCUUUUUUCAUCUGAUAUUUAUGAUGUUUGGUUGAACAAGGCAAAUGAAUUGCUCAAGAACUAGCACAGGUUGCAACGGUAUCAUUCACCUUUACUAACUAAAAGUUCUAGUGUUGUAUGGAUCUGAACAUAGUUAUGCUUUCUUAUUAAGUACAAAUUCUCCGAAGGGGUUAUUUAAAAUAAACUUGGGAUCCUUUCUCCAAAGAGUUUUCUUUCGAGUUUGGCAAAUGAGCCCAUUCGUAGAAAAACUAUUGUUAUGGCUAUGUGGAACUUGACAUAUCAAUGUUAUGGCUAUGUGGAACUUGACAUAUCAAUGUUA